This is a messenger RNA of Oncorhynchus masou masou (cherry salmon), 1845 nucleotides long. RefSeq names its product NEDD8-activating enzyme E1 catalytic subunit. NCBI's taxonomy places the organism in Eukaryota, Metazoa, Chordata, Actinopteri, Salmoniformes, Salmonidae. The record is from RefSeq and is a predicted model, not a curated record. Gene Ontology annotation, cellular component: nucleus; cytoplasm. The transcript has 18 exons. Gene Ontology annotation, molecular function: NEDD8 activating enzyme activity. Bases 22 to 1410 code for a protein of 462 amino acids. Gene Ontology annotation, biological process: protein neddylation.
UUUGCCUUCCUGUGCACGAAAAUGGCGGAUACUGACGAGCCGGAGAAGAAAAGAAGGAGAGUAGUGGAGCUGACUGAGAAGAUGGUGGUGGAUGGAGGCAGCAGAGACGGGGGCGAAUGGGACGGACGAUGGAACCACAUCAAUACGUUUCUGGAAAGACCAGGACCUUUCACUCACCCUGACUUUGAACCGAGCACAGAGUCGCUCCAGUUUUUGUUAGACACCUGCAAAAUACUUGUUAUUGGAGCAGGUGGCCUUGGAUGUGAACUUCUCAAAGAUCUGGCCUUGUCAGGUUUUCGUCACAUACACGUUGUUGACAUGGAUACCAUUGACGUUUCCAACCUCAACAGACAGUUCCUCUUUAGGCUAAAGGAUGUGGGUCGGCCAAAGGCAGAAAUUGCAGCGGAUUUUAUCAAUGGACGCAUUCCAGGAUGCAACGUGGUCCCCCAUUUCAAGAAAAUACAAGACUUUGAUGAGUCGUUUUAUAGACAAUUCCACAUAAUAGUUUGUGGACUCGACUCCAUAAUCGCCAGGAGAUGGAUGAAUGGCAUGUUGCUGUCUCUGCUGGUUUAUGAAGACGGGGUGCUGGACCCCAGCUCCAUCAUCCCGCUGAUUGACGGGGGGACAGAGGGCUUCAAGGGAAACGCUCGGGUCAUCUUUCCUGGCAUGACUGCCUGCAUCGACUGCACCCUGGAGCUCUACCCACCACAGAUUAACUUCCCCAUGUGUACGAUAGCCUCCAUGCCCCGGUUACCAGAACAUUGUGUUGAGUAUGUCCGCAUGCUGCUGUGGCCUAAAGAGAAACCCUUCGGAGAUGGUGUGGGGCUGGACGCAGAUGACCCGGAGCACAUCCAGUGGGUGUACCAGAAGUCUCAGGAGCGGGCAGCAGAGUUCAGCAUCACAGGAGUCACCUACAGACUCACCCAGGGUGUUGUAAAGAGGAUCAUCCCGGCUGUGGCGUCCACAAAUGCAGUCAUUGCUGCUGCUUGUGCCACGGAGGUCUUCAAAAUAGCAUCAAGUGCCUACAUUCCUCUGAACAACUACAUGGUGUUCAAUGACGUUGAUGGUCUGUAUACCUAUACGUUUGAGGCAGAGCGAAAGGAGAACUGUUCAUCCUGCAGCCAAGUCCCCCAGGACCUGCACUUCUCUCCCUCAGCCAAGCUCCAGGAGGUGCUCGAUUACCUGACUGAAAACGCUUCUCUACAAAUGAAAUCUCCAGCCAUCACUGCGACAUUGGAAGGAAAAAAUAAAACAUUGUAUUUGCAGACUGUCGCGUCAAUUGAACAGAGGACACGCCCCAAUCUGAGCAAGUCACUGAAAGAGCUGGGUCUGUUAGAUGGUCAGGAGCUGGCCGUAGCUGAUGUCACCACUCCCCAGACUCUGCUCUUCAAACUCAGCUUUACCUCUUAGCACCAGCAUGUUCUCCCCAACAUCAAACACCACACGUCUUUGUUAUUACUUUUCUAACAGAGUACCGGGUAUUUGAAACGGCAAAUAAACUAGAAGUUUUACAGUGUAUUUAAGUGAAUAUGUAAAUAAAUGUAAUUCAUAUCCAGUUCUCUGACAUACUUGUAGACUCAAGUCUAUGAAUGCAUUUGGUUGUGGAAAGCCAAACUACUCCCCUGUCAUAUUUGAUCAUAUCUGCAACUGUUUGUGAUGCAUUUGCGUUAUAUGCACUGAAACCUCUCAAGCUCUCUUACACUGGAGAAAAAAACAGUACCAUAUUUAAAUUGAUUUCUAUUACAGUUUCUUGUGAGUUCAAUUUAGUUUUAUUUCGUUGCAGUAACUCCUUCAUGGGGUUUUGCACACCCAGACACAACCGGGAAUAAAUGUUUUCCUGUACAA